ACUCAGCCGUACAAUUGAGCACCGAGUGGACCUCUGACGCCUCCGACUCGUCUACCACUAAAACUUUGCGCAUUCAAGACACGAAGAACAGUGCACAGUCCGCUCCGAAGCGCAACUACCCCUCCAAAUACCCCACCAUCCGUACAAGGUCGUGUUUACCAGGUCCCAGGGACACUGAUCACACGCCAAAAUGCCUACUAUCGGGGUAGACAAGGCGGCACUCUACAAAGAACUGGGCCGGGAGUAUACCACUCAAGAGUUUGACGAGCUAUGUUUCGAGUUCGGAAUCGAGUUGGACGAGGACACGAGCGAGAGCACCAAGCCGGAAGACCUGGCGCAACCACCACAACUCAAGAUUGAGAUCCCUGCGAACCGAUAUGAUAUGCUCUGCUUCGAGGGCAUCGCCAUGAAUCUGAAGGUCUUCCUGGAGCAACAGAAGCUGCCAAAAUGGACUGUGACUGCGCCUGCGAGCGGAGAGUUGCAAGUGUUGGACAUUAAGCCCGAGACCAAGCAAAUACGAGAGCUCUGCUCAGGUGUGGUACUGCGAGGCAUCAAAUUCACCAAAGAACGAUACGAGUCUUUCAUCGCGCUGCAAGAUAAGCUGCAUUCGAACUUGGCGCGUCAGAGGACGUUGGUAUCGAUCGGAACACACGACUUAGACACAAUCAAGGGCCCCUUCUCAUACGAGGCGCUACCGCCGGAGCAGAUCAAGUUUGUACCACUGAACCAGGAAAAGGAAAUGAACGGCAAGGAGCUCAUGGAGUUUUAUGAGAAAGACAAGCACCUUGGUCGUUUCCUCCACAUCAUCCGCGACUCGCCCGUAUACCCCGUAAUCUACGAUUCAAACCGAACAGUCCUCUCGCUACCUCCCAUUAUCAACGGAAACCACAGCAAGAUCACGCUCGACACCAAGAAUGUUUUCAUUGAAAUCACCGCCACCGACAAGACCAAGGUAGAGAUUGUCAACCACAUGCUCGUCGCCAUGUUCGCUGGCUACGCAGACUCUAUAGAGCCCAUCAAGAUCACCUCCCCACAUAAUGGAGAGUCAAGAGAGUCACCAGAUCUAUCACCGCGGGAGAUGCAAGCAGAGGUUGACUACCUGAACCAAGUCACUGGUCUAGACCUGUCGCCGGAAGAGAUCUCGAAACUCUUGUCACGCAUGGGUCACGAUGUCUCCCCUUCCAAGUCUGACAAGAACAUCCUCGAUGUAUCCGUACCCAUCACACGAGCAGAUAUUCUGCACCAAGCCGAUAUAAUGGAGGACUACGCGAUCGCAUACGGCUUCAACAAGUUGCCACGAGUUUACCCGAACAAGACUGCCGCUGUAUCAGCUCCAUUACCCAUAAACAAGCUCAGCGACAUUGUACGAUUAGAAUCAGCCUCCGCAGGAUGGACGGAAGUCUUGCCUCUCAUCCUCUGCUCGCACGAGGAGAACUUUGAGUGGCUGAACCGAAAAGACGAUGGCAAGACUGCAGUCAAGCUAGCGAACCCCAAGACCGCAGAGUACCAGCUAGUACGGACGUCACUACUACCUGGUCUACUCAAGACCAUCAACUCCAACAAGCACCACUCUGUACCGAUGAAGAUCUUCGAGGCCAGUGAUGUUGGACUUGUGGAUUUGGAGCAGGAGAGGAAGAGCAGGAACGAGCGACACUUUGCAGCGGCAUUCAUGGGCAAGACAAGUGGUUUCGAGCAAGUACAUGGUCUACUAGAUAGGCUGAUGCUCAUGCUUCGAUCGGCCUUCUUGACCCGGGAAGAUGGGCUGAAGAACGAGCAGCUACAGGGUUACUGGAUAGAGGAGGUUGAUGACCCCACCUUCCUUGCUGGUCAUUCAGCAGCCAUCAAACUUAACCUCGGCGGUAAGAAUCACACCAUCGGUGUCUUUGGUAUUCUGCACCCAAGUGUGCUACAAAAGUUCGAGUUGCCAUACCCCGUUAGUACAUUGGAGUUCAAUCUAGAGGUCUUCCUAUAGAUGUGUAGAGUACCCUGGCUGAAGCUGCGAAUCGAUUUGCAAAAUCUAAAUAAGAUGUGAAUCAAAUCAUUCGACCGCCCAAUAUAUUGUUCCAUCUGAAUC
Molecule: messenger RNA, 2074 nt
Organism: Pyrenophora tritici-repentis Pt-1C-BFP
Lineage: Eukaryota; Fungi; Ascomycota; Dothideomycetes; Pleosporales; Pleosporaceae
Product: PheT, Phenylalanyl-tRNA synthetase beta subunit
Biological process (GO): phenylalanyl-tRNA aminoacylation
Cellular component (GO): cytoplasm; phenylalanine-tRNA ligase complex
Molecular function (GO): phenylalanine-tRNA ligase activity; magnesium ion binding; ATP binding
Source: RefSeq, a predicted model, not a curated record